AUGAAUCGGAUGAGAGUCAUUUUAUACUUUUUUAUCAUUCCAAUACUGGGUACGUAUGCUUCAAUACGAAAUGGCGAAGUUACAGCAGCGGAUGACCAAUGCACAGAAAUUGGAAGGGACAUCCUUAAUGCGCAAAAUGGUUCUGCCGUUGAUGCUGCUAUUGCAACUAUGCUGUGUCUUGGCGUAAAAAUGCCUCAUGCCAUGGGCAUAGGAGGAGGCUUCCAAAUGGUUAUAUAUGACCAUGGCACCAAGAAGGCAGAACACAUCAACGCAAGGGAAAUGUCCCCAAAGUCCACAAAUAUAGAUUAUUUCAAAAGUGAGGAAUUCAAAUCAGCAUAUAAACCUCAUCAACAAAGAUAUAAGAAAUGGGGCCCUCUCUCUAUAGCCAUACCCGGCGAACUAUCUGGCUACUGGAGUGCCCAUCAAAGACAUGGGAAACUGCCAUGGGCUGACCUUUUUCAACCAACAAUAAAACUAGCCCGAUUAGGUGCUCCGAUGUCUAGGUUCACAUAUGCAGCGCUGAGUCAUUGGGAUAACUUCGAACAUUUCCUAUACCCUAUAAUGCAAGAUCAACCAUUGUGCAAAAGUUCACUAAGUGAAUUGCUAUGUGAAAAUGGAUCAAUUAAAAAGGUGGGAGAAAUAGUCAAAAUGCCGAAACUAGCCAAGACAUUGGAAAUUAUAGCCGAAGAAGGGAUACAGGCAUUUUAUAAUGGCUCCUUAACAGAUGAGCUUUUAAGUGAACUCAACUCACAGGAAUUUCCCGAGGGAAGUUCUAAAUAUUUCCCAUAUCCAUAUUUCAAACGAGAGGACUUCACAAAUUACACAGUUGCUGUUGGAGAACCAUUCACAACAGGAUUGAGUCACCUAACCAUGUACUCUCCUUCGAUCCCAGGUGGUGGACCAGUUCUAGGCUUCAUGUUGGAACUUAUACAAGGAUUCAAACCUAAUGUAUCUAAAGGAGCUUCUAUGGAUAACAUAAGUGAAGUAAAGUUUAUGCACAGAGUGGUUGAAGUGAUGAAGUUUGGGGCUGCACAUCGAAUCAUGAUGGGAGAUGCUGAUAUACAAGCGAUUCUACAACAAAUGAAAAAUGAUGAUUACCUUGAGGAUAUAAGAAGAAAAAUUACCGGGACAGCACAUCCAAGUGAGACCUACUAUGCAAAGAAAAGAGCUCAGUUAGAUAGUGGUACCUUGCAUAUAUCCGUGAUGGCCCCAAAUGGAGACGCUGUUGCAGUAACAUCUUCCAUCAACACUCCAUUUGGAUCAUACCAUCAUUCGAAAUCAACAGGCAUCAUAUUCAACAACCAGAUGAAUGACUUCACAUACCCUUUGUAUAAUCAGUAUGUCGAGUAUGAGAACCAUGAAGCUAACUUGUUGGCACCUUCAAAGAGGCCACAAUCCUCACAAUCACCAACAAUAUUUGUAGAUGACAAUGGGGAGGUCCGCUACGUCAUAGGUGGUGCUGGAGGAAAGCAGAUUACUCCUGCACUACUACAGGUUAUAAUGAGGGUUUUGUGGCUUGGUGAAGAUAUUCAUACAGCGAUAGACAAACCUAGAGUCACACAACAUUUAUUUCCAGAGUUUGCCUUAGGAUAUGAGAGAACAUUCGAUAAAAAAAUUAUACGCCUACUCCAUCUAUUCCGCCAUAAAUCAUAUUUAUUUAUGGGUCUUCCUUGUAUAGGAAGGAUUGAGAUUAUCAAACAACACUCAAAUGGAACAAUCGAGGGAUACUCUGACAGAAGAAAAUUUGUCACUUGA
Owenia fusiformis is the source of this 1755-nucleotide messenger RNA. The record is from the annotation of a GenBank genome assembly. Lineage: Eukaryota; Metazoa; Annelida; Polychaeta; Sabellida; Oweniidae.